This is a messenger RNA of Xenopus laevis (African clawed frog), 2059 nucleotides long. Its product is annotated as thiamine transporter 2. The coding region runs from base 215 to 1585 and encodes 456 amino acids. The record is from RefSeq and is a predicted model, not a curated record. The transcript has 5 exons. NCBI's taxonomy places the organism in Eukaryota, Metazoa, Chordata, Amphibia, Anura, Pipidae.
AUUGAUCAUUGAGAAAUUGAUGUUGCCAUUUAAUGCUAAUAAACAUUCCCUGCAUCUGAUGAACCUAUAAUCUGUGAAUCUCUUUGCUCCUCCCUUCCAAACAAUGACAAUGUACUUUAACCUCCUCUGCACAUGGAACUAACUAGAGGCGAGCUGGUAACAUUCAAAAGGCAGUUGAAAGGUUUUAACAUCAUCCGUUUGGCACACCGGAAACAUGGAUAUUCCUGGCUGCAUAAACACCAGGGGAUGGGUUUACCCAACAGUUCUCCUCUGCUUCUAUGGCUUCUUCACCUUCCUCAGACCCUCAGAGCCUUUCCUCACUCCAUACCUUACAGGACCGGACCACAAUCUGACUAUAGAGCAGGUGACAAACUCGGUGUUCCCAGUAUGGACGUACAGUUAUCUCGCCAUUCUAUUCCCCGUGUUCCUGCUCACUGACUACCUGAGAUACAAACCAGUCAUAAUCUUGCAGGGACUUUGUUAUAUCGUUGUGUGGGUUCUUCUGCUGUUUGCUGAGGGAGUCUCAGCCAUGCAAGGAAUGGAGUUUGUCUAUGGCAUGGUCACUGCUACAGAAAUAGCCUAUUAUGCCUACAUCUAUAGCGUGGUUGAUGCUGAACAUUACCAGAAGGUCACCAGCUACUGCAGGAGUGUAACAUUAGUGGGGUUUACAGUUGCCGCUGUGCUUGGACAAGUCUUGGUGUCGUUGGCUGAAGUGUCAUAUUUCUAUCUCAAUGUCAUUACAUUGGCCUCAGUUUCUGUGGCUUUUGUAGCCUCCAUAUUUCUCCCAAUGCCUAGUAAGACCAUGUUCUUCCACAAAAGGAUGGAAAAAGAACCUGUUCAAGAGGCAUCCAGGGAGCCCACACCACAGAAUGAUGAGGAUGUGGAGAAGGAGAAGAAGGACACAACCAACAAUCACUUUUUCAAGGUCCUAUGGCUGCUCUGUAAAGACCUGAAGCAUUGUUAUUCCUCAAAGGAGCUCAUCUACUGGUCUUUGUGGUGGGCUCUUGCAACAGCCGGAUACAACCAAGUAGUAAAUUAUGUGCAGGUUUUGUGGGAACACGUUGAACCUGCUCAAAACGCAACUGUAUACAAUGGAGGUGUAGAAGCUGUUUCGACAUUUCUAGGAGCACUAGCCUCUUUUGUGGUUGGUUAUGUUAAAGUGAACUGGGAAGUUUCCGGAGAACUGGCGCUUGCCAUUUUCUCAGCAGUGGAUGCGGGAUCCCUAUUCCUUAUGGAUUACAGCAUUAACAUCUGGAUGUGCUAUGCGGGGUACCUGAUAUUCAAGUCAUCAUACAUGCUCCUCAUCACCAUUGCUACGUUUCAAAUUGCUGUUAAUCUGAGCAUGGAACGAUAUGCUCUAAUGUUUGGGGUUAACACCUUUGUGGCACUGGCUCUUCAGACCAUCCUGACACUAAUUGUGGUUGAUCCGCGAGGCCUGGCACUGGACAUUGUUACUCAGUUUUUGGUGUACGGAUGCUACUUUGCAGUUAUCACGGGAAUUUUCUUUGUAAGAAGCAUUUACAUCUUAAUAUCUCUAUACUGCCAGAAGUCAGAAGAAACUACAAAGGAGCAGACACAAUUUUAGAGACAUCCAUCUAUUACAAACACUAAGCAAGCUCUCUGUUAUUCAAGGAACAUGUUUCAGGCAGAGUUGGACUGGGCCGGUGGGACACAGAGGAAAAAACCCAGUGGGCCCCGCCAAUACAGACUUGCUCCCUGCCCUGAGCACUGCACUUUUACCUCAACCCUGGCCCUGAUUGCCGCCACAACACAAUAAAAUAAAGUACAUGGGGGGGGGGGUCUGGGCACAGUACAGAGGGGAAGUUGUGGCUGGGGGCAAGGAGCCUGGGAGCUGGGCCACAGUCCUCCCAGUCCAAUGCUGGUUUCAUUGCAAUUGGAAUGAUCAUCAUACUUGACAAUAACACCAACUCUGGAGUGUAGGCUGUGGAUCAGUUGGGGAUCAGGGUCUUCUCACUGUUGUUACUUGUGUCCAUGUACAUAAGAGAUACCAUAAAAUCUAAGUAAUAUUUGUAAAAUAAAUUGCAAUUUUUAGCAAUGA